Molecule: messenger RNA, 1250 nt
Organism: Xenopus laevis (African clawed frog)
Lineage: Eukaryota; Metazoa; Chordata; Amphibia; Anura; Pipidae
Gene: usp12.L
Product: ubiquitin specific peptidase 12 L homeolog
Biological process (GO): protein deubiquitination
Cellular component (GO): cytosol; nucleus
Molecular function (GO): cysteine-type deubiquitinase activity; deubiquitinase activity
Source: RefSeq, marked provisional
GUGAAGAUGGCGCCGGGCGGAUGGAAAUCCUAAUGACAGUCUCCAGGAUCGCUUCUAUCUGUACCAUGGGCGCCAAUGCCUCAGCUUUAGAGAAAGAGAUUGGGCCGGAACAGUUUCCAGUAAAUGAGCACUAUUUCGGAUUAGUAAAUUUUGGGAACACCUGCUACUGCAAUUCCGUUCUUCAAGCACUUUAUUUCUGUCGGCCGUUUCGGGAGAAAGUCCUUGCUUACAAAAGCCAGCCUAGGAAGAAAGAGAAUCUUCUCACUUGCUUGUCAGAUCUGUUCCACAGUAUUGCCACCCAGAAGAAAAAGGUUGGAGUAAUCCCUCCCAAGAAAUUUAUCACCAGGCUACGGAAAGAAAAUGAGCUAUUUGACAACUACAUGCAACAGGACGCUCAUGAAUUCCUGAACUAUCUACUAAACACAAUAGCCGACAUUUUGCAAGAGGAGCGCAAGCAAGAGAAACAGAAUGGAAGGAUCCCUAAUGGUAACAUUGACAACGAAAACAACAAUAGUGCACCUGAUCCCACCUGGGUCCACGAGAUCUUUCAGGGAACUCUGACGAACGAAACCCGGUGUCUUACGUGUGAAACGAUAAGCAGCAAAGAUGAGGAUUUUUUAGAUCUUUCUGUGGAUGUGGAGCAGAACACAUCAAUCACUCAUUGUUUAAGGGGUUUUAGUAAUACAGAAACACUUUGUAGUGAAUAUAAAUAUUACUGUGAAGAGUGUCGCAGUAAGCAGGAAGCACACAAAAGGAUGAAGGUUAAAAAGCUGCCUAUGAUUUUAGCCCUCCACCUAAAAAGGUUCAAGUACAUGGAUCAACUACAUCGAUAUACAAAGCUCUCCUACAGAGUAGUCUUUCCUUUAGAACUUCGGCUGUUUAACACAUCAGGAGAUGCCACCAACCCAGACAGAAUGUAUGACCUUGUGGCUGUGGUCGUGCACUGCGGAAGUGGUCCAAAUAGAGGACAUUAUAUUGCAAUAGUGAAGAGUCAUGACUUUUGGUUGCUGUUCGAUGAUGAUAUUGUAGAGAAAAUAGAUGCACAAGCUAUAGAGGAAUUCUACGGGUUGACAUCUGAUAUCUCAAAGAACUCCGAAUCGGGAUACAUUCUUUUCUACCAGUCUCGAGACUGAAUAAGGACUGUGACAGAUACCUUCUGCCUCACCUUCUGCUAAUGUUAACUCGAAAAAAGAAUUUAGCACUGAAACAAAUAUAUAAAUAUAUAUAUAUAUAUAUAUAUAUAUAUAGAG